CACAAUUGCUCCCCAGUAUUCUCUAGUCCUUUGGAAAUGGCAGUGUUUCUUUUGUAAUUCCAAAUCCAAAGAUGAUGCUUUCAACCGUUUUCUCCUCUCCCCACCAAACCCUUAAACCCUCUUUCCUACCUCACCUCAAAACCAAUUCAUUUUCUCGAUCCGCUCUUCAAAACCAUGACCAAAUUGUUCCAUGUCCUUCUUGUUCAACCAAAAUUCGUUCUCAUGAACCAUCACUUAGCUCUAGUUUCCUUGGAUUUUCCCGAAUCAAAAGAUUCGGUUUGUCAUAUAGCAGACAGUGGAGUUUUUCAGUGAAGUCAGGGAAGGGAGACGGAGGGGAGAGUAAGAACAGUAAUGGAAGUUCCGAAGAAGCUGAAAAUUUGGCUAGAGGCGAGAGUACAAUGCCUGAACGGUUCAGGUACUUGACCAAACAAGCACCUGAUCGACCUUUGAGGUGGCCUUGGUUUGUUGCACUUGCAUUUCUUACAUAUACAUGGAGGGCAGUUCUGUUCGAACUGGGUAAUUGGAGAAAGACUGCACUGAGUGUUGCUCAAUUUGUUGGAUACCUCCUGAGAUUCAUCUUAGCUCGUAUCUUCCAUUUCAUAGGAGAUCCACUUACUUUCCUGAUCAGAUGUGUAGAAACUGCUAUCUAUAGCAUCCGAGCAUUCUACUCCAGGAUUUUGGCAUAUGCUCCUAUCCCUGAAUUGACUGUGAUUAUCAUACUUGCAUCAGCCGUUCUUGCCAUUGCAGAAGCUGCUGUUCCAGAUGCUGUCAGCAGCCAGCCACAUCUUCUUACAUUAGCUGGCCUAAUUGGCUAUGCUGCUGUAAGAAGCUACAUCUCCGAGCCAUUCCUCUGGACACUUCUGCUGGGAAUGUAUGGUUACUCACGAUUAAUUAAAAAGAAGGAUGAUGUUACAUCUGCAUUACCUGUUGCAGCUGUUUUAGCUGCCAUUGGCGAGCCAUGGAUUAGAAUUGUGGUGGUGGCUCUGUACAUAGCUCUAGCUAUUUCUCACCAUUACAAGAAGCUUUCAGAAGGAAAGGAGGAAGUUGAAGUAUUAGCAACUGACAGGAAGGUUCCAUUGCCAUUGCUAGGUGCUGCCUUGGCCAUUGGAAUCCGUGUUGCUGCUAAGUGGGCAGGGUAUCGGCACUUGACGUGGAUGACAGUAUGAGGACGAAGAACUGCUCCCCUUACUCUUUUUUCCAUUGCUGAAGACAAUGAUUUUUCUGAAAGACUCAACAGGGAAAUACCUGUAGUGGCAAUCUAAUUUUCUGCUGUUGUUUUUUUUAUUUAAUGUGAUGAUCUUUUUGUUUUAAUUUUAUACUUGGCGGCAUUUCGUGAUGUACACAAAGUAAUGGACAGUCAAUAAUUUUAGGUUACUUGGAGAAUAGAAGUAUGAUUAUUUGGCCAA
Mangifera indica (mango) is the source of this 1406-nucleotide messenger RNA. RefSeq lists its product as uncharacterized. The record is from RefSeq and is a predicted model, not a curated record. The transcript has 2 exons. The coding region runs from base 72 to 1166 and encodes 364 amino acids. Lineage: Eukaryota; Viridiplantae; Streptophyta; Magnoliopsida; Sapindales; Anacardiaceae.